This is a messenger RNA of Nymphalis io (European peacock), 1021 nucleotides long. Its product is annotated as zinc metalloproteinase nas-13-like. The transcript is spliced from 7 exons. Lineage: Eukaryota; Metazoa; Arthropoda; Insecta; Lepidoptera; Nymphalidae. Gene Ontology annotation, biological process: proteolysis. The record is from RefSeq and is a predicted model, not a curated record. Gene Ontology annotation, molecular function: zinc ion binding; metalloendopeptidase activity. The coding region runs from base 1 to 945 and encodes 314 amino acids.
AUGGCACUUAGUUAUUUACUAUUAAAUUUAAUAUUAAUUACUGGUUACAACGGCCUUCCGGUAGAAGAUGAUUCCUUGGUUAUCGUUAUCGAUGAAACUGAAAACAGUAUAGACGACGGUGACGUAAUUGAUCUCACUGGGUUAGAACCAAAUGCUUUUGGAUACCCUAAGAACGAAAGUGGUGAAGCCGUCGCGAAUUGGACGGAGUCAUCUCUAAUGAAUCCUGAAGAAAUGGGAAAGUAUGCGGAGGGGGACAUAUUGAUUCCCCAAUAUACAAGAAAUGGUGUUCGCGAUCGGGCGUUAUUGUGGGAGAAUGGAAUUAUUCCCUAUACUAUUGAAAAACAUUUCAACCAGGAGCAACGUGAUACAAUAAUGAGAGCUAUCGCGGACUAUCACAGACUGACAUGUCUCCGCUUCGUCCCUUACAAAGGUCAAAGUGAUUACAUCGCAAUCAAGAGUGCGAACACUGGCUGCUGGUCUAGUGUUGGACGACUUGGUGGUCGUCAAGAGGUGAAUUUGCAGGCACCAGGCUGUUUGUCAAAAAAAGGGACGGUUUUACAUGAACUGUUACAUGCUGUGGGAUUCUUUCACGAGCAGAGUCGACCGGAAAGAGAUAAUUUUGUGAAAAUUAAUUAUAAUAACAUAAAAACUGGUGCCGAAAAUAAUUUUAAAAAAGCCGAUCCGAAACGUUCAAGUGACUACGGUAUAUCCUAUGAUUACAACAGUGUAAUGCACUAUUCUGAAUAUGCUUUUUCAAAAAAUUCCCAAAAAACAAUUGAACCUAAGAUCAGUGGAGUAACGCUCGGCCAAAGAGAAGGCUUGAGCAGAGGAGACGUUAAAAAAAUAAACAACAUGUACAAUUGUAAAAAGGAGGAACCACAAACUGGAUGGGUGGGAUCGAUAUGGCAAAGUUUAUUCGGGGAUAAAUCGAAAACAUUACCUUGAGGAAAUUAUUAUAUUCGUUGCUUCGCUUACAGUGUUAAAUUAUGCAUUUAUAAUUAUUGACAUAUGUAUAUAUGCC